This is a messenger RNA of Solea senegalensis (Senegalese sole), 4665 nucleotides long. RefSeq names its product potassium voltage-gated channel subfamily C member 1-like. Gene Ontology annotation, molecular function: delayed rectifier potassium channel activity. Bases 1 to 1290 code for a protein of 429 amino acids. The transcript has 5 exons. Lineage: Eukaryota; Metazoa; Chordata; Actinopteri; Pleuronectiformes; Soleidae. Gene Ontology annotation, biological process: potassium ion transmembrane transport. Gene Ontology annotation, cellular component: dendrite membrane; neuronal cell body membrane; voltage-gated potassium channel complex. The record is from RefSeq and is a predicted model, not a curated record.
AUGAUAGUUGUUGUCAACUAUGUGGCGUUUGCCUCACUCUUCUUCAUCCUCCUCUCCAUCUCCACCUUCUGCCUGGAGACCCACGAAGUCUUCAACACCAUCUACAACAAAACAGAGAACGUCACCAUUGGCAACAUGACACAUCAGGAGAUAGUCUAUGAAAUUGUCACGGAUUCCUGGCUUACAUACGUGGAGGGCGUCUGCGUGAUCUGGUUCACCAUUGAGGUGAUGAUGCGUGUCAUCUUCUGUCCUGACAAGGCAGAGUUCUUCCGCAGCGCCCUCAACAUCAUUGACUUUGUGGCCAUCGUGCCGUUUUACCUGGAGGUGGCGCUGGCAGGCCUCUCCUCAAAAACAGCCAAAGACAUGCUGAGCUUCCUCCGCGUGGUGCGCUUUGUCCGUAUCUUGCGUAUAUUCAAGCUGACCCGUCACUUUGUGGGUUUGCGGGUCCUGGGACACACUCUGCGGGCGAGCACCAACGAGUUCCUUCUGCUCAUCAUCUUCCUGGCGCUGGGCGUCCUCAUCUUUGCCACCAUGAUCUACUAUGCUGAACGCAUCGGUGCCGACCCGGCAGAUCCGACGGCUGCAGCCCACACGACAUUCAAGAACAUCCCCAUUGGCUUCUGGUGGGCUGUGGUGACAAUGACCACACUGGGAUAUGGGGACAUGUACCCUGAGACGUGGUCAGGAAUGUUGGUUGGUGCCCUCUGCGCCUUGGCUGGCGUGCUAACAAUCGCCAUGCCUGUGCCUGUCAUUGUCAACAACUUCGGCAUGUACUACUCCUUGGCCAUGGCCAAGCAGAAGCUCCCCAAGAAGAGGAACAAGCACAUCCCGCGAGCACCACAGCCGGGCAGCCCCAACUACUGCAAGCCAGAUGCCUUGGCCAUGGCAACCGCCUCGCCCCACAGGCUCAUGGGAAAUGUGCUUGGGCCCGGCAUGGUUGGAUCUGGCAGCAUGAUGGGAACUGGAGACUGCCCACUGGCACAGGAGGAGAUCAUUGAGAUCAACAGGGCAGAUUCUAAGCAGAAUGGAGACACAGCAGCCAACGCGGCCGCCCUGGCCAACGAGGACUGUCCCACCAUCGACCAGGUGCUCGGGGACGAGCGCAGCCCGGCCACCGGAGGCCUCGGCUCCACCACCAGCCGCGAGCGCUACCCACAUGACCGCGCCUGCUUCCUGCUGAGCGCCGGGGAGUUCCAGCGCACGACAGACGGGAACGUUCGGAAAGAGAACUGUUCUGAAAGCCCCGCGCUUAUCAGAUAUAUGCAAAAAGAAGCAGUAACUGUGAACUAAUGCUAACAAAUGAAAAAUCAAAUCAAAUCCAGCUUCUUCCGUCAUUGUCUCAACACCUCUUCUACAAGAGGAGAGAGCCUUCUCCUCACAAGAGAGCGCCCACCAUCAUUUUCAUCCUUCACGUCACGUAUGUCCCGUCACAUGAACCACAACAGCUGAAUGGCGGAUUCAAUGCAACCUCCCACAAAGCGCGAACCAUAAAAGUAGCCGCCGUCGUCGUCGUCUUGUGGGUUCAAGGAAAAUCCUUACAAUACGGAUAUAUGCCCUCUAUUAGAGCAGAGACUGUAUGACUCCAUGACAGUUGUCUGCAAUCAAGACAACACCAUAAACAACCCAUAAUGCAUUGCACUGUGAGAACUCAGAGGCUCAUAGAACCUUCUGACCGCACUACAGGCGAAACAGAGCCGUAGCCAAUAUUUCUUAUAAAAUACCUGCAGGAGACGAGUUUCUCACCGGUUUAUCAUCGUAACUUCCUGUAGAGUCAACAUCGUUUGUUGUUUUCACAAAGUCUUGACGAUGAUUAUACGAAAGGAAGCGUAGGUAUGUCUGUCCAACCAGUGCUGGACAGACACGACUCUAAUUUGGUCACAUGACUUCUUUUGACAAUACGCGUCAGGAUUUCUUCUUCUUCACUAAGAGGUGCAAUGCUGCCCUCUACAGUUCAAAGUUCCCCAUCACGUCUUGAAGUCUGAAAUCAAAGUUCGAACUUUGAGCCAGCAAUGAAAUCUCUGGCCUCCUAAAAUGCCUGACGACAGAUAAUCUUUAUGAACACAGAGUGGUUUGAGACGCACCCCUGUCUUUGAAGAAGUUGCACUGAAUUCCCAGAGUUCCACACUGCAGAGUCAACACGUCUUUCCUUUCCAUCCAUUCACAACUCAGGUAUCUCUUUCUCGAUCUGUCCUCCUGUGGCCCAGUGUCAGUGUUUAGCCUUGUGUCCUCAGAGAUGAACUGUAUGUCACUGUGUCCUCUCUUCUCUGUGUUCUCUGUGUUCUGUGGCCCCUCCCCUCCAUGUAGAAAUACUCUGUUGCUUUCUUUGUCCAAAUGUGCUUCCUGGUUCCCUCUUGUGUCAUCCAGUUGUCUUUCCACCCCUUUCCCAAAAGACUGCAUCCCUGAGAUUUUAUCCCCCUCAACACAUUGUCCAUCGCCCAAGUCUCUCUUAGCAAAACCAAAAAAGGAACUGAAUGGAAGUGGAACACCUUUUGACCAGAUUAAAAGAAUAUGUAAAGGUGUGCACUGGCCUGUCACUGGAUUUCACCUGGAAGGAAGACAGGAAUGGACAUAAAUUAAGACUGGAGUGACGUGUAGAUGUGAGGAGGGGAAAGUGUGCUGUAAAUGUGAUGUGUUCUGAAUGGACUGUCAGCCGAGCAGCGUCAGAGGGAGGAAAUGUGGUGAUGGUGAUGAUGAGGAGGAGGAGGAGGAGGAAGAAAUAAAGAAGCAAAAAAAUCGCUUCUCCAUGUAAGAAUGUGUACCUCACUGUUGUUUGCUUCUGUGUCGUCCUCUCUCACCUGUGUGUGCUUUCUGUGUUGGUGUGACAUUCUUUUGUUUUCUGUUCGUGUGUGUCAUGUGCUGCACUUUAUUUCCGUACUUAUUCUUUCACGUAGCGUUUGUGUGCACCACACCUGGGUCAAACAGCCUGCAGCGACGCCAUCUCGAUCCCACACAGGUGCAAAGGGAACUUAACGCACGAGUGCACCGGAAUGAGAUUAAUCACAAAAUGACCUCGUCUGUCUGAUGAUCAUUAACGUGGGAUGGAACAAACAAAGACAAAAAAGGAUACAAAUGGUUGUGAUUUGGCCAAGGUCUGGUGUGUACAUGUGCAGAACACACCAACUGAGAUGUUUGUGUCUCAGCUCUUGGUCUGGAUUUCAGCCCAGUCCUGGUUGGCUGCAGUCCUCUGGUUCUAACUUUGAUCCCUGACCUUGAGGUCUCAUGGUCCCAUCAAUUCCAAAAGAGUUUUUUUUUUAUCCAAAAUGACCAUGUGUUGUAUCAGAGGACUGAGUAUCAGAGGACUCCAGGAAAGAGAGAGAGCGAGUGAAACGUUCAAUGUGUUUGGUGUAUUUGCAUGUGGACAGGGCUGGGUGAGCUUUUUUUACUGAUUGAUUUGAUUUAUUUUUCGUCAGUGCUGUAAAUACAGAACUUCACCGUAUAAACACAGGUUGAUGAAUCCAUCUAUGCAGAUGACAUUCUUGUAAACAUCUGCUCCAGACCUGGAUGUUACUAAGGCUACAUCCAUACCGCUACAUUUCCAUUCGACAAAUGAUUUAGAAGUGAUCUGACCUUUCAGGCACGCCGUGUCAUUGCAUGCAGGUGUAAACAGGAAGUUGCUUCUCACCUCUGCAUUUGUUAGUUUAGUUUUAUUUGAUGAAAAGUGAAACUCAAAUGGCCCUAAUUUAAUGAUCUAAAGUGCAUUAGGGCUCAUUUUGCUGGUCACUUGCUCAAAAGGGGUUUCAUUUAGUGUCUGCAUUAUUUGUAGGUGUGUUUUGAGCCUAACAUCAAUGAAGACAAUCCGAGUUAUCGCCUGUCAUUCUCUUUACCUACCUAUGCACCGCUUGUGCCUGAGAUUCUGCUCGUACUCCGGGAGUGACAGGAUCAAGAAUUAAAAAAAGAGAGAAAAAGAAACACAAGGAAAUUGAGAAAAGAAAAGGUUUGAAGUUAAGAUCAAGCACCAGAAGUUGAUCGUCUCAAAUGUGGCUCUGAUGCAAAUAAUCGCUGUCACUUUCCAGAUGAGAUAUAGUGUCCAGACACUCGGCUUGUUAUUUCGAUUAUCAGCUGAAGCAGCACUAGGAGAGGGACAGACAGAAGCACACCAGCAGCUCAUGGUUUCGCUCUGAUCCUGCGUAAAGGCGGCACAUCCCUGGCAACACCCCCUUCCUACGCUAAUGAGCAGACCCUCGUGGUCCUUCGUCAGUGGACAACAACAACAACUCCCUUAGACAUCUAAAGGAGUUGUUGAUUGACUUUACACCAGGCAUGUGUUGGUCAAUGGUGCAGUAGCUUUGUGCGCCGACCACACCUCAUUUUAAGACCAAAGGAUGUGAAAAUAAUAACUGGGUCUGUGCUCUGUGCCAGGUGUAAGAUAGAGUCCUAAGAACCAAUCACAAGUGUGACUGCACAUGUCAGGGUAUCGUCACGUGCAAACAAACAUGGAGUCGUUUGGAUGUAGCCUUAACCCAGUCUCUGAAAUACUAAUGCAUUUGUUUUUGUUUGUUUGUUUUUUAAAUAGUGUUAGCAUCUAAAAUGUUCUCAUUAAAUAUCGUGUACACAUUUUAGGAGCAUGGUGUGUAGCAAACAAAAGUCAUAUUUCCCACUUCAUGUCCUGAAUGAAUUCUCUUUUCUUUUUCCCUUUCAGUGCUGAGUUUCUAACCAGCUCCUCCU